Molecule: messenger RNA, 2420 nt
Organism: Hipposideros armiger (great roundleaf bat)
Lineage: Eukaryota; Metazoa; Chordata; Mammalia; Chiroptera; Hipposideridae
Gene: SLC22A14
Product: solute carrier family 22 member 14
Exons: 11
Coding region: 1-1920 (639 amino acids)
Biological process (GO): transmembrane transport
Cellular component (GO): membrane
Molecular function (GO): transmembrane transporter activity
Source: RefSeq, a predicted model, not a curated record
AUGGAGAUGCUGGACAAAGGGAUGACCCACAUCCCAGAUGAUAAGCAAAAGCACGUUGAAGGUGAAGCUCGAGUCCCAGCAAAACUGAACCAGCAUGAGGCAGCAGUACGCCCCUGUCCCUGGUCUCCGCAGAUGAUGUUACGCAUAUUGAAGGCCAUGGAAACCGAGCAGGAUGAAAAUUUCACCCACAUCCUGGAUGUGGUGGGGGAGUUUGGCACAUUCCAGCGGAAGCUGGUGGCCCUCACCUUUAUCCCCAACAUCCUGUUGGCCUUCUUCAUGUUUGCUGAUAUCUUCGUGUUCGCAGCCCAGACGCCCUAUUGCAAUACCAGCUGGAUACUAGCCUUGGGCCCCAACCUGUCAGAGGCUGAGCAGCUGAAUCUGACCCUACCCCAGGGACCCAAUGGCAGUUUCCAGACAUGCCUCAUGUACACGCCUGUCGCCUGGGAUCUGGAUUCAAUCAUCCAGUUUGGCCUCAACGCCACACAGUCAUGCCAAGAUGGGUGGAUCUAUCCUGAGAGCAAGAGCCGAUCACUGAUCAAUGAGUUUGACCUGGUGUGUGGCAAGGAACUUAACAUGGAAACUGUGCAGACCCUGUUCCUGGUGGGCCUCCUGAUAGGGUCACUCGUCUUGGGGUUCAUAAGUGACAAGCUGGGCCGCUACCCCUCCAUUGUGCUAUCUCUGCUGGCGCUGAUCAUUUUUGGCUUCGGGACAGCCUUCGUCAGCAGCUUUCACCAAUAUCUGUUCUUCCGUUUCGGGGUGUCCCAGGCGCUGGUGGGCUACAGCAUCAGCAGCGUAUCUUUAGUGACCGAGUGGCUAGCGGGCGAGCACGGGGCCCACGCCAUCAUCCUGGCGCACUGCUUUUUCUCUGUGGGAAUCAUGUUCCUGUCUGGGCUUGCCUACAGCCUUUCCCACUGGCGACUGCUGUUUCUGGUUGGUGGGGCCCCUGUAUUCUCCAUCAUCUUCUAUAUCUGGAUUCUCCCAGAGUCCCCAAGAUGGCUGAUGAUGAAAGGCAAAGUAGAGAAGGCCAAGCAGGUGCUGUGCUAUGCAGCUUAUAUCAACAAGAAGACCAUUCCUUUCAGCCUUUUGGACAAACUACAGCUGUCUGGAAAGAGGGAGACAAAUGCCUCCGUCCUGGACUUCUAUAACAAUAGGCAACUGCGCAAAGUGACCUUGAUGAUGGGCUGCGUGUGGUUUACUGUCGGUUACAGCUAUUUCACGCUGAACAUUAAGAUGAAGGAUUUUGGUAUGAACAUUCACUCCAGACUGGUGAUUCAUGGCAUCAUGGAGGUUCCCGCCCGGCUGUGGUAUAUUUUUCUCCUGGAGCAGAUGGGGAGGAAAUGGAGCCUGGGUGUGACUCUCUUCCAAGGCUUCCUCAUGAGCUUGCUUAUUCUUAUCUUCCCUCCAGGUAUCGACAGCCCUAAACUCAGGUGGUCUUGUUGUCUGGCCACAGAGUUUACAUCCAUGAUGGUCUUAAUGGUCCUGGUCGGAGAAUGCAGCCUGGCCGCCUCAGUCACCGUGUUCUUCAUCUACACUGCUGAGCUCCUCCCUACUGUCCUCAGGGCGACAGGUCUAGGGCUGGUGUCUCUGGCCUGGGUGGCUGGAGCCAUUUUGUCACUGACACUCAUCAACCAUAGCCUCACCGUCCUAUCCAGUGUUCUCAGCUGCCUGUCAGCCAUUUUGGCCUUGUCCCUCUGCUCCCUGCUUCCAGAAACACAUAACCAGCCCCUUUCCGAUAGUCUGGACAACUAUCCCUUACGUAAAAGGAGCCUGAGCAAGGAUUCAACAACUGGGGAUGCAUUCUGUGAUGAUACGAAUGAGGAAGUAAAGAACACCUUUCUCAAUGCCAUGAAUUUGGACCCAGACCUUCUCUCCGACACGCCUUUGCAGUACAAAGAAGCGACGGCAGACAAGACUGGAUGACUGAGAGUCAGGCCCCAAGUUGAUCUCAGGUUGAAGUUGAGUGUCUGGGUAUGGGGCCAUGGAUUCCAGACCGCAAAUCCCAGGCCUUGUCCAACUCGAGGGGCAGGGUCAGUCCUGCUCUGAGCUGGCCCUCGAGAUCCAAAAAUGGCCCCUUCUCGGGGAGCUAAGAUGUGAUUAAUUCCAAUAAAGUUACCACGUUGGACUUGAAAUGGCUGUGUCAAAAUUGACUGUGUCUGGAGAACCCAAGGACCCAGGCCCAAAGGAUAGUGAGUCGGACGGGUUCAUCCAGAGUCCUUAACGUCUUUAGCUAACGGCUGGGGACAAGCGGGAGCUCUCUGGACGGGGUGUGGGGGUGGGCCGUGUCUGUGAAGGCCAGGAGUGGGCAAGGGCAGGACUGUGCCUCCCCCCUGCCCAUGUCCUCGAGCCCAGGCAUCUGCUUGUGUGUGGGGGCUUCCAGCUCCAGUGCAGGCUGAGGACACACUUCAUAGUCCCACUGUAUG